Leishmania braziliensis MHOM/BR/75/M2904 is the source of this 918-nucleotide messenger RNA. RefSeq names its product putative ascorbate-dependent peroxidase (gene APX). NCBI's taxonomy places the organism in Eukaryota, Euglenozoa, Kinetoplastea, Trypanosomatida, Trypanosomatidae. The record is from RefSeq and is a predicted model, not a curated record. The transcript has a single exon. The coding region runs from base 1 to 918 and encodes 305 amino acids. Gene Ontology annotation, molecular function: peroxidase activity; heme binding. Gene Ontology annotation, biological process: cellular response to oxidative stress; response to reactive oxygen species; hydrogen peroxide catabolic process.
AUGACCGGUACCUCGCGGCGAGCGAAGGGGCUCUUUGCUGGCAUCGCUGCCGGCUCCUUCGUGAGCGGUGCCAUGAUUGUUUCGUGUGCCAGCUUCGGCUCUCGGGCGAAUGAGCCGCCGUUUGAUAUCAAGUCACUCCGUUCCGACAUUGAGGCGAUGAUUUCUGAUAAUCUCGAUCUUGGACCUUCGCUGGUUCGUCUCGCGUGGCACGAGGCUGGCUCUUACGACUGCUUUAAGAAGGACGGCGCUCCGAACUCGGCGUCGAUGCGCUUCAAACCAGAGUGCCAAUACGAGGGUAACAACGGUCUCGAAGUCCCUCGCAGGGCGCUGGAGCCGUUCAAGAAAAAGUAUCCGCAAAUAUCUUAUGCAGAUUUGUGGGUGCUUGCCGCCUACGUGGCUAUUGAGUACAUGGGUGGUCCGAGUAUUCCGUUCAGCUGGGGUCGCGUGGAUGCGAAGGACGGCUCUGUGUGCGGACCGGACGGGCGCCUGCCGGACGGUGGAAAGACGCAGGAUCACGUGCGCGAGGUCUUCACGCGUCUCGGGUUCAAUGAUCAGGAGACGGUGGCGCUUAUCGGUGCGCACACUUGCGGUGAGUGCCACCUCAAGUACUCCGGCUUCGAUGGGCCGUGGACACACGACAAGAACGGGUUCGACAACUCCUUCUUCACGCAACUUCUCAGUGAGGAGUGGGUGGUGAAUCCCAAGAUCCAGAAGAUGCAGCUGAUGGACCGCGCGACUACGAAACUGAUGAUGCUUCCCAGUGACAUGUCCCUGAUUCUCGACCCCAAGUACCGCAAGUACGUUGAGCUAUACGCAAACGACAACGACCGCUUCAACAAAGAUUUUUCCGCGGCGUUCAAGAAGUUGACGGAGCUGGGCACCAAAAACCUUCGCAAAGCACCGGCAGUGGAAUGCUAA